Egretta garzetta (little egret) is the source of this 3203-nucleotide messenger RNA. RefSeq names its product lipid droplet associated hydrolase (gene LDAH). Gene Ontology annotation, cellular component: lipid droplet. NCBI's taxonomy places the organism in Eukaryota, Metazoa, Chordata, Aves, Pelecaniformes, Ardeidae. The transcript is spliced from 7 exons. Bases 147 to 1121 code for a protein of 324 amino acids. Gene Ontology annotation, biological process: lipid storage. The record is from RefSeq and is a predicted model, not a curated record. Gene Ontology annotation, molecular function: lipase activity.
CUUAAGCAGCCUCUCCUUUUCCAGAAAAUAACCGCGGUGAUGCUACUUGUAGUGUUUUUUCCGUAUGUCAGUACUUGUUCCUGUGAAACGUCUCUUGCAGCUGACUGGUGCUCGUUAUCUACGCAGCAAGUUAUAAAACAGCAAACAUGAGGUCAGUGUCAGAAGAGCCUGUCCCAUUACAUGAAGAAUUUAUCUACUGUUGCGGAGCUGCUACCCAUGUCUUAAAGUGUGGGCCCUGGAAAGACCUCUCAAAAGAUGAAAGUAAAAAUCUACCCAGGCUGUUAUUCAUGAUUAUUCCUGGUAACCCUGGACUGGCAGGUUAUUACAGGACCUUUAUACAGGCCUUAUAUUGUGGACUAAAUCAGCAGUAUCCCGUUUGGGUUGUGAGCCAUGCCGGACAUUGUAAGCCUCCUAGUGGUAUGGAAAUGAUAGAAGACACAGAUAUUAAGGAACUAGAGGAUGUUUUUGGACUUAACGGACAAGUAGAGCAUAAGCUGAACUUCCUCAAAAAGAAUGUAUCGAAAGAUAUAAAGCUGGUACUGAUUGCUCAUUCUAUUGGUUGCUACAUCACACUGGAGAUGAUGAAGCGAGCAUCAGAACUUCAGGUUCUUCGUUCUGUGUUGCUGUUUCCGACGAUAGAGCGUAUGGCUCAGUCCCCUCAAGGAAAGCUCAUGACCCCUUUGCUGUGCAAACUUCGUUACAUUCUGUACAUGCCCGUCUACCUGCUGUCCUUCCUACCGGAGGGAGUCAAAGCCUCCCUGGUGCGGUUUGCUCUGCGAGGAAUGAAGACCUGUGAUGAAUCUUCCAUAACAACCUCCGUAAAUCUCUUCAGCGUGGACUGCAUUGCCAACAUCUUGUAUAUGGCAAGCCAAGAAAUGAUGAAGGUUGUGGAGAGAGACAGUACAACCAUAAAGCAAAAUUUAAAGAAGCUGAUUUUUUACUAUGGAACUGGAGACAGCUGGUGUCCACAGCAGUACUACGAUGAGAUCAAAAUGGAUUUUCCAGACGGGGACAUUCGACUUUGUGAGAAGGGGCUCCGCCACGCCUUUGUGCUAGAUGCCAGCAAGGAGAUGGCUGCCAUGAUUACAGACUGGUUACAGGAUGAUCUGACCAAAUUAUAAACACAGAUUCAGUGAUUAACAAGAAAAUGAUGUAAUUAUUUUGUGAACGUGUAAUUUUUUGUGAAAGAGUCUGUCCUAUUUUUUUCUGUUUAUUAUAGAUUAUGGCUUGUUUUCUAUUGAGAUGUUUUAGAGAAAGUUAAAGAGAGACUGGCUGGUCCAAAGUAUAGUUUUAUUGAUUCAGUGGUGAUGUACCUUCAUCCUGUGUCUUCAGGACUCUGCAGGACUUGGCGAAGGGUGGAAUAUUUAUUGUCUGCUAGGACUCUAGACAACACUGAUACUGGAUUCACUGGCUACAAGCGUACCUGGGUUACGACCACCUCACUCACCUGCUGGAGAACUGUCAGGGAUGGGUUUGGGGCAGCCCGGCCGGCCUGAUUUAGACAGAAAUACCAGGCUGCUCUGUAUGGAUAAAAAUCCCCCUGUGGAUGGAUCCUGGCAGGGGAUCCUGGUAUGCUGUGAAAGACCUGUCUCAUCGUCCAUGUAACCCUGGAGUGUGACAGCCGGAGCAGCCCAAGGCCCCAGGACAACCCUCGUGUUGUCUCCUCGAGGUCAGAUGGGGUUGGUGGUCAAUCAGAGGUCGGGCUGAGUACAAGGGAGAUGUGUAGAUGAGGUGCGCAGUUUCUCCAAGUCUCAGAAGGGGUUUAGGGUGCUGCCAGGACUCCACAGGGUAUUAAAAAUACCGUAAGGUAACUGAGGGUGCUCAGCGAGGGAAUACGUGUGGAGCUCUUACCUGGAACAUGGCCAAGUGUUUCAUUUUUCGAUCGACUGUAGAGAAGGGAAAGGACACUGGUCAAAAGUGCCAGUAUUAAGAGGUUAAAAUGGAUUGCAGAAUCCGUAUGUAACUACUUACAGGUGGCCUCGCUCUCCUAAUGAAGUCCAUGAGAACAGUGCUUGCUCAGCCACUUUAAAGAAUCAGAGCAGUUUUGAUGCAUGCCUAAAUUUCAGUUCUUUACUCUGAGGACUGAAGUAUGAGACUUUCUGCCAAGCCACAAAUUAGAUAAGUCCACUGUGAGAAAAUGGCUAUUACUCUGCCAUGGUUGCACCCGUGAAGUGGCAUGAAAUGGCAUGAGAUGUUACUACUGAGCACCAGAUCCUUGCUGUAGCACGUUGCUGGCAAGUACACUGUCCCUCACACUUGUUCAUCCCUCUCCUUUACAGAUAGCAAAAAACUAGAAAAAAACAUCCUACCAGUUGUGAUAACAGAAGAAGUUACAGGCAAUAGCUGGAAAGGAAAAUCAUGUAAGUAAGGGGAACAGAGGCAAGUGCAAUCAGGAAAAGCUUUCUAGCCAUGAAGCUGCGAAAUAGUCUCCCUGUGGAGUUCAUAGAGACAUUUAUAAAUAAAAAAGCCACUACAGAAUAUGGUCAGGGGAAGUUCUGCCCUUGCAAACAGAUGAAUUUAGAUGAUGCGUUGAGUAUUUAACUUACAGGAUUUAUUAACAGUUUUGAUGUGGAAAUGGUACUGGAGAACAUUCUCUGACGCAGAAAGACCGAUUAAUCCUUACCUUUCUUACACAAGUAUAUACACACCUUCCACUUCUCUCUAAAUCCCCCUUGAAUCCUUCACUAAUACUUAGAGCAAUUUGUAAUAAAAUUUGGUUUCUGGAUAUUUUGGACUAGUUUUCAAACCUGCAGACAGACAGUGGAUUUAAGUGACCUUCUUUGCAUCAGAAACUGGUUUAGCUUUUGAGACUAAGCCAGUGGAUUUUCAGAAUACACUGCCGCGUCAUGAAACAGAUACUGAUGCUUGAGGCAGAAAUGUCGAGACCACAGCUGCAGCAGCAUGGGGAGGAACCAGGUACGUUCAAAGUGAAGGGACUGUGCCCGCGCGACCGAUUCUGUUUUACUGGAGACUUUCCUCCUUUUUACGGGGCCAUAUUCAGUCGUGUUCAAAACAAUUCUCGUGCUCACUUUAGAAAUCCAUCGUUGUAUGUGUCUGUGUGUGUUUUAAACAGCCCCUGGGUGUUGGCAUGCAUUCCUGUCGACGGCCUUAGGGCAGAUGCUAAAUGCAUCUGUUGGCCUAGGUGCUCCCUAGGCAGGGGGGGACGGCUGUUCACAUAUGUGGAUAUACGUAUAUAUGUACAC